GAGCAUAUAUAACCUAUAGUAUUGCAAAUUAGCCACCGCACACUUCAUAAAAACUUAUUGACUAUUGCAACAAUGUUCAGUUUCACAUCCUAUCCUAUAUAUAUAACUGUCACUUUAUGACAAACACUGAUUAAGAGUGAAAGUUUGAGCAAAGAGAUGGAGGCAUACAAGAAGAUUAUGAUUGUGGGGAUAUUGUUGAUCAUUGCCAAUACCAUGUUGUUGAUUGAUGGUCAGUCAUUAUGUCAGAUGACAAACAAAGGACUGAAGGCAUGUGAGCCAUAUGUGAGUGGUGUCAAAAUUGCUGCUUUUCAAAUUCCAAGUGAUGCUUGCUGCCAUGCUACUGCCAAGGCUGAUCUUGAAUGUCUUUGUAGUUACAAGGAUUCAGGGUUGCUUUCUUUCUAUGGUAUUGAUCCAGAUCAAGCCAUGGAUCUCCCAGUUAAGUGUAAGCUUGUGGACUCCUUCAACUGCUAGACAAGGGCUUCUAAAUUAAUAAUGUAAUCCAUGAUUUUGCUCUUGUGUUUCUCCAAUUUUUGUUUUUAUUUUUGGUAUGCAAAUGUUAGUCUUUAGCAUGUUUAUUUUGCUAGAUGCCUAGACAAAGUUUAAUCAUCUUAAACCCUAGACCUUCUUCACAAAUUACGGAUAAUGUUUAUGUUUGUAUCAUGACAUGGUAUGCCUUGUUUUCUUGUGAGCUAUAUGUUUUUCCGGUGGUUAGAAACUUCUUUACAUAUGCUUGUAAUUUAUUCUUGGCCAAAUACCAUUAGUGGUUUUUAAGUUAGAUA
Medicago truncatula (barrel medic) is the source of this 779-nucleotide messenger RNA. Its product is annotated as putative lipid-transfer protein DIR1. Bases 157 to 471 code for a protein of 104 amino acids. The record is from RefSeq and is a predicted model, not a curated record. Gene Ontology annotation, molecular function: fatty acid binding. The transcript has a single exon. Gene Ontology annotation, biological process: systemic acquired resistance. NCBI's taxonomy places the organism in Eukaryota, Viridiplantae, Streptophyta, Magnoliopsida, Fabales, Fabaceae.